AUGGCGGAUCUAGAGAAGAUUGAAAUCCGGGACGUGACCCGUAUCGAACGUAUAGGGGCCCAUUCGCACAUCCGUGGCCUUGGUCUGGACGAUGUGCUCGAAGCACGCACCGUGUCCCAGGGUAUGGUGGGUCAGAAAGAAGCCCGCCGUGCUGCCGGUAUCGUGGUGCAGAUGGUACGGGAAGGGAAAAUCGCCGGUCGAUGUAUUUUGUUGGCGGGUGAACCUAGCACGGGCAAGACAGCCAUCGCUGUUGGAAUGGCGCAGGCUCUCGGUAACGAGACGCCUUUUACCAGUAUGUCCGGAUCGGAAAUCUAUUCGCUGGAGAUGAACAAAACGGAAGCCUUGUCGCAGGCGCUGCGUAAAAGUAUCGGGCUGCGGAUUAAAGAGGAAACGGAAAUAAUUGAAGGUGAGGUGGUUGAGAUACAGAUCGAUCGGCCAGCUACGGGCACGGGUCAAAAGGUGGGCAAGGUGACGAUGAAAACAACGGACAUGGAGACUACGGUACCGUACACGGAGAAGGAAAUUAAGGAGAUUCUGAAGAUACGCUGCGAAGAGGAAGAUUGUCAAAUCAGCAACGACGCGUUGAUGGUGUUGGGACGUAUUGCGACGGAAACGAGUCUGCGUUACGCGAUUCAAUCCAUCACCACGGCAAGUCUGGUGAGCAAACGUCGUAAGGCUGCGGAAAUUACGGUCGAAGACAUCCGGAAGGUGUACUCACUGUUUCUGGACGAGAAGCGGUCGAGCAAAAUUUUGAAGGAAUAUCAAGACGAGUAUCUGUUUUACGAUGAUAGUCUCCCGAAAACCGCGUCCGAUGAGCGACAAGCACAAGCGAUGGAAGUUGAGAGCAACUAA
This is a messenger RNA of Anopheles marshallii, 852 nucleotides long. It is a transcript of the gene rept, whose product is annotated as ruvB-like helicase 2. Bases 1 to 852 code for a protein of 283 amino acids. Lineage: Eukaryota; Metazoa; Arthropoda; Insecta; Diptera; Culicidae. Gene Ontology annotation, molecular function: DNA helicase activity; ATP binding. Gene Ontology annotation, biological process: chromatin remodeling; regulation of transcription by RNA polymerase II; box C/D snoRNP assembly. The transcript has 2 exons. Gene Ontology annotation, cellular component: Ino80 complex; NuA4 histone acetyltransferase complex; Swr1 complex. The record is from RefSeq and is a predicted model, not a curated record.